This is a messenger RNA of Hevea brasiliensis (rubber tree), 1096 nucleotides long. RefSeq lists its product as uncharacterized. Gene Ontology annotation, molecular function: zinc ion binding. The record is from RefSeq and is a predicted model, not a curated record. The coding region runs from base 174 to 950 and encodes 258 amino acids. The transcript is spliced from 7 exons. Lineage: Eukaryota; Viridiplantae; Streptophyta; Magnoliopsida; Malpighiales; Euphorbiaceae.
UUGAUUAAUUAUUUUCUCUUCCAGGCGGUGGACUACCCUUUUACAGAUUUUCUCUCUACCGUUUCCUUUUCCAUUUCCAUGACCAACCCCAUGUUUGGUUAUCUGUUUAGUAAGAAAUAAAGUGAUUUUCUUCUAUCUAAACCGAAACCAAUCUCCGCUCUCUCCAAGAUCAGAUGAAGAAUGAUGGCUUCAACAAAGAAAGCACCACAGCUGGUAGUGACCAGUGUGAUAAUUCGCUCUCACCUGAGCUCGACCUUGAAAAGCAGGGCAACCACCAAUUGUUGCCGCAACAGGGCAGUGAUUUAGCCGUAUCAGGGAAUUCUACCCUUGAGCCCAAUCCCACAAUUCUUACCAUUUUAGUUUCUAAUGCUGAGGUUCUUGCGGAACCUGCUAAGAAAGAAUUGCCCAGUGUGGAUUCUUCCAAAAAGGGGUACUUGUCGAGGACUGUAAGCUCUAAUGAACAGUGCAGAGUUUGUCAGCAAGAUAUGGAAGAAGUUCUUAUAGAUCUUGGAUGCAAAUGUAAAGGUGGUCUUGCGAAAGCCCACCGCUCAUGUAUAGAUACUUGGUUUCGUACAAGAGGAUCAAACAAAUGUGAGAUAUGCCAAGAGGUAGCUGUGAAUGUGUCACCUCCAGAAUCUCGGCCAAGUGCAAACAACUGGUUUUGGAGGAUUGACCCAUCCUUUAGAACACGAGAUCCUGAAAGGGGUUGUUUUAGUCCACUUUGGGUAGCAUUCUCAAUUCUUAUUGGUGGUCUCUUGUUGGAUGUGCUGAUAUCCAUUACGCUUGGUGUUUCUGCCCUGCCUGUUAACAUUAUAUUUGGUGUUAUUGUUGUGCUUGGACUUGGAACUGCACUUCGGCUAGCCCUGAAAUUCUGCUACGAGUGUAGUUUUAGGAGAGUAGUUGAAAGGGUGGAUGCUAAUGUGAAUCUCGGGUACCAUCCUGCUUUGUAGGUGAAUCUGUAUAGAACUCUUAAUUUAUUGUGUAUUGUAUAUAAAAUAUUCACCUUACCGUUUGUUUUGUUUGGGCACCAGUGUUUGAUUGCUGCUUAGCAUACUAUCAUUUGAUAACCCAUUAUGUCAGGGAACUUAAUUUUUUA